Aspergillus saccharolyticus JOP 1030-1 is the source of this 2052-nucleotide messenger RNA. RefSeq names its product putative R3H domain protein. The transcript is spliced from 3 exons. Lineage: Eukaryota; Fungi; Ascomycota; Eurotiomycetes; Eurotiales; Aspergillaceae. The coding region runs from base 96 to 1916 and encodes 606 amino acids. Gene Ontology annotation, molecular function: mRNA binding. The record is from RefSeq and is a predicted model, not a curated record. Gene Ontology annotation, cellular component: nucleus; cytoplasm.
CGGCUUCUCAUUGAACGAAUCGUUGUGUGGUGGAUCUCCGUGCCCACAUUCCUCGGCUUGGUUGUUUCUUGGGAAUUCACAAUCUCUCGGUCGCCAUGAGUUAUCAACAAGCUCAAGAAAUGUAUCACGACAACUCUUCGGCGCGUUCCCCUGGUUCCCAGCGUCAUCAGCAACCUCUGCACCGCCAGCCGUCGCGCCAAUUUGACGCCUACGGUCCCAUGCCAGUGAAUCUGUACGAAGACUCGAUGGCUCGCUAUGAUUCUGGUCGGCUGGAGCGCCUGAACUCCUCGUUGCAUAAUAACUCAUAUGCCUACGACUUGGCUGGCUCUCAGACAUGGAACCCCAAUGGUUUCGCUAACGCCCAGGCAUUGGGAGGCAUCCGAUCCGCCUCGGCCAGUCUGAAGACCACCUCGCGCACUGGCCGAGCUGGAUUGCCCACUACGUGGCUUGAUCAGCAGCCCGGCAUCCCCAGUGGCUUUUCCAACCUUGGCCCUGGUCCUCUCCAGGGCAACGCGAUGCGCCAGGAACCGACCGGCCCUUCUGAGGCAGAUGAUGAAUUGAUCCCGACGGCCAUAGUCAUUAAGAAUAUCCCAUUUGCCGUCAAAAAGGAGCAAUUGGUCCAGCUCAUGACUGAGCUCAACCUGCCACUUCCCUAUGCGUUCAACUAUCAUUUCGACAAUGGUGUCUUUCGAGGACUGGCUUUCGCCAAUUUCACCUCCGCAGAAGAAACUGCGACCGUCAUCGAGGUUCUGAACCAUUUCGAAUUGCAGGGCCGGAAACUCCGGGUCGAGUACAAGAAAAUGCUUCCUCUGCAGGAGCGCGAGCGCAUUGAGCGUGAGAAGCGCGAGCGCCGUGGUCAGUUGGAAGAGCAGCACCGCCCGAUGGCGACUUCGCAGCUGCAAACCCAAAGCUCUAUGUCUUCGCUUACCUCACACCUUCCCGCAACCUCUCCGUCACCCGUGUCGCAGCGGGGUCAGAAGUUAGACGUCGAUUUGAAUGACAGCACAACGCUGUCAUACUAUUCGCAACUACUUCUCUUCAAGGAGGACACUGCCCGCGAUUCCAUGGUGUUUCCGGCCAACCUUUCGCCUAUUCAGCGCCGUACGGUCCAUACUCUCGCCCAUAAUAUGGGACUUGGACACGCAUCCCGUGGGUCAGGGGAACAACGGCAGGUUCAAGUCUUCAAGGUCGCACCUGGUACUAAUGUGAGCCCGCCCUUGUCGACUAUUCCUGCUCCGGUCCAGCCCGUCGAGACGGCGCGUCGGGGACUUAACCGCGCGGCCACCAUCGAUUUCAGUGAGUCUCGGGGCGACGGACCCACCCCUUUCAGCACUUUGCGCGGACAGCCAUCCGGCUUUCUCGGCGUUCUGGACUCCCCCGGCAACUUCGGGAACACGCAGAACCUGCGGGCGGCGAAAUCGUUUGCCGACUUGCGCUCGUACACGCCCUCACCCGUGCCCUCUUCUGCGAGCUUUCCUGCCGCAUUGCAGUCGAACGGCGCACGGAUUCAGCACUACGAUGGCACUGCCAGCGGCACGUCCAACACUCCUACCUUGACGUCUGCCCCGUCCGCCUCUUCUCUCGGCAUGCAGCGUGAUGAUAGCCUGUUGGUGAACAGCCUUGGCAGUCUUGCUUUGGGAACUGGGAUUGGAGGGCCGAAUGCGAGCCCGCGGAGAUUGAGGGGUAUGUUUUCUUGGGAGCAGCCGGAAAGUCAACCCUCCAGCGCUGGUCCCAUUGGUAGUAACCGAUCCAUCGGAGUUGGAUUUGACGGACAGUCACAGGAGCGCAUGCCCAUUAGACAGCCGCGAGGCCCGAUGCCCGAAAAAGGUCCAGGAUUCCGACGCCCGACCGGACACCAAACGCGUGGGAGUGACGAGUUGCGCACCAGCUCCGGAGUGGAAAUUAUUGUGGAGUAAAAUCAAUUGAUGGGAGACGAAGACGACGAAACUUGUUAGAUUGCUUUGCCGCAAGAUGCAUACGACUCUUAUAUCACGAGGCCUGAUCCUGUUCUGCGAUUACUGGCUCACGAUUCGAUGAGGGAUGACGAGAUGA